UCUCCUUCCUUUUCCCUUCCAGCCAAGUCAGGACAUCAACAGCGCAGAUCUCUGCCACCUCAGCUUUUUUUGGCAUCUCUUGAGCUGGAAGGAGAGACUGCAUUUGUCCCCACUCCCACCCCUUAGGAGUCCUGGUCCAGCGUCGUCUUAAAACUAAGUAGAAAACUCUUCCUGAAGGACGGAAUUAAUUCCUAAGUGACUGGAAGGCAUGGAGUCACAAAUGAGUUGAGGUCAACACCCCACCCCAGCAGUCCCUUUCCCUGAGCAGGACCUUCAAAACUCCAGAAGAUGUGUGACCAGCCAAAAUCCCCAUGCUCCCCGCCAAAAUCUCCUUGCUGCCCACCAAAACAUCCAUGCUGCCUGCAGAAACCUCCAUGCUGCCCACAAAAGCCCCUGUGCUGCCCGCAGAAGUCCCCAUGCUGCACGCAGAAGCCCCCAUGCUGCAUUCAGACCAAGUGCUGCUGUCUGGAGCCCAAGCCUGAAUGCACUUGCCUUAGUAAGGAGUCUGAGCCCCCAUCACCCCAAACUCAGAACAAGAAUUCCCAAACCCAACAGCAGCCCCAAAGUCCAAAACAGGGGCCCAACCUAGGUAACUUGGGGCAAAAGAAGCCAAACAAGUAGAGGGGCCAGGCCAAUGACUUGGUGGGAUCAGGGUAGACCUACAUUUAGAAAAGCUGUCUCUCAGUGACAACCACAUAGUACAAGCAGCAGCCCCUAUUUCCCUUCACAGCCCCCCCAGUGUAGGGAGGCCUCUAACUGGAAAUGGAAGGCUGAAGAGACUGGAAUCAUCUUUCCUCGUGAUCCUGACAUUAGAAAGCACAAAAAUAAAAGAGCAUUAA
Messenger RNA from Ailuropoda melanoleuca (giant panda), 839 nucleotides. RefSeq names its product sperm mitochondria associated cysteine rich protein (gene SMCP). The transcript has 2 exons. The record is from RefSeq and is a predicted model, not a curated record. Lineage: Eukaryota; Metazoa; Chordata; Mammalia; Carnivora; Ursidae. Bases 289 to 621 code for a protein of 110 amino acids.